GCCGAGUCUUCACGAGCGAAAGCAGGAUAUUGUAACCGAUUAUUGGUCCCUGCUCUACACGGCGCCUGUUCAUCCGAAAGCCAAUGUCUCACUGAUGGCGAUAACAAUGAGCAGGCCAAAAUGACAUAUACCUCUGUAUAUGUAUAUAGUCUAGCGAUAGCCUACACAUUGUCUGGGCAUUGAGAGGCCAGCACAGUCACUGCAUCUCUCUGCAAUGGACUCCCGACCGAACAGUGGGGUACCUGAUUCCGGCUCCACCAAAAGAAAACCCUCGCUCCUGGAACCCAGCCCGCCUGAUAAAUGUGAACCCUCGACAACGCAGCGCAGUUUCAUGUUUGUUGAUACUCAAAAUGACCUGUCUCAGGAGUUUGGAGUCGGGAGAGAAAAAAUGGCGUUCCUUUCUAAACUGGCCCACCGACGAAGGAAGAAAGAGUCCAUCCAAAGGCUCAAAGCGACUCAGCGCGCAAACAACCAGCAACUAGCCACUAGCGAGGACCUGGUUAUGCAAGGUGCGACAAGGCAGGGAGCAUGGAAAUUGAACGGAUACUUGGGUCAGGGCUACGUGGAUCCCUUUGACACCAGCUCCGUGGCCAUGACAGACUCGAUGAAUCUUUACUUCCACCAUUUUCGCGUCCAGGUAGCGCCAACGGCGAUUCCUUUUGACGGCGCUAGAGAGGGCAGAGUAUGGGCCCAGGUGUCUGCUUCGCUCCCUGCCCUUCGUUAUAUAGGGCUGUUUCUGGCAGCGGAGAAUAAGGCGGUGCUGGAGUGCACUCAUAGAGUGUCUCUAUCAGCUAGUGCAAAAUCAUCCCAGGAGGCUAUCCGCUUCAGGGUUGAAGCGAUCAAGCACUUGAAUAACGCCCUUCAGCACCCUGACACCGCAGUGUCUGAGUCAACUCUAUGGUGCGUGUCCACUAUGAAGCAUUGCGAGGCGCUUAGUGGGCAAUUCACGGCAUUACAGGCGCAUAAGAAGGGGCUCUGUGCCCUCAUCGACUUGGCAGGAGGUCUGGAGAAGUUAGGACAUGCACUAGUCUCAACGAUCUACCAGGGCGAUAUCGCGACAGCGGCGCUGAACGAUUCCCAGCCAUGUUUCCCCAUGUUGCCGAGCUUUCGACGCGCGGUCCUGGACGAGGCAGCAAUGUUCUCUUCCAGUGAUGGCAACUACGACUAUGGGCAAUCCAUACCUCGUCCCUUAUCAGGUUUCGGUAUGCGUUUUAUAGACGCUGCAUGGUAUAGGGAGCUGAACAGCGACAUGAGGACAACUCUCCACGCCUGUCGCCGACUCUUCGUGCAUUUCGAGAUGGCGACAAAAUUCCCCACACUCGUCAAACCCACUGGCAAGGACCUUUACAUUAUUCUUCUACAUCAUCUACUCUCUCUCCGCUUUUCGCACCGCGAACACGACCUGAAUGACCCCCUCCGUCGCACCUUGUUUGCAUACACCUACCUGCGUAUCUGGAAUUUUGGAGGCUUUUCCGUAACACGCCAUAUUCUGAAUGGGUUAAAGCGGAGCUUAAUUUCCCACCUUGCAUAUUUCCAAGCUACUGCCCCAGAUUUGCUGUUAUGGAUAACCUUUAUUGGGUCCAUGGCAUCGCAAGGAUAUGAACACUAUUCUUGGUUUGUUGGGACGCUUCGGGAUGUCGCGGUCCAUAUGAACGUGAUGGAAUGGCAUGAGGCACGAACCAUACUCGUGGGAUUUUUCUACAGCGAUCGUACUGGAUACAGAACAGGGGAGAAUUUAUGGGACGAGGUUAUGGCGCCUUCGCCACCCCACCGUGUAUAGGUCCCACAGCGUCGGAAUUUAUUUCUGGGCUAACUCCAACGGGAGAUGCUAAAGAUAUACUAUAGAGGCUGCUACAUAUGAAAAAGGAGAAAUUCAAAGAUGAUAUC
Messenger RNA from Aspergillus calidoustus, 1887 nucleotides. Lineage: Eukaryota; Fungi; Ascomycota; Eurotiomycetes; Eurotiales; Aspergillaceae. The record is from the annotation of a GenBank genome assembly.